AUGUCAACAACAAGCCGUCGUCGUAACGGCUCUCAAGCUUCAUGUGAGCGUUGUCGUAAGGCAAAGAUCCGGUGUGAUCAUCAAAAGCCCGUCUGUGCUCCCUGUCGGCGUCGAGGACUCGAAUCACAAUGCUGGUAUCAUCCCGCACCGCUGACCAAACGCCGAGGUCAACAAAAAUCAACUCCGCCAAGGCCAACAUCCACUCAGUUAAACAAUAUUGAACAGAAUGAGAUUACGAGCAACGUAAGCCCUCAUCGUAAUAUCAUCGAGAAUGAAUCACUCGAGGAAACCCCAAAAUUUCAGACGUGGCCUUUCAUCUUGAAUGACACCAGCAAUACAGCAUCGCGGACUCUUCUAUAUGAAUCGCUUGACAAGAAAACUUACGAGGAAUACUUAACUUUUACGGAAGAAAUCAUCUUACAGCUAAAAUUUCUCCCAUUAGUCGAGAGACUAUUCCAAGAAUACCUCCCAUUUAGACAGGUUUCCCUCGUGCCGAGGCCAAUUAUUUUACAGCUCGUAGCAUCGAUUCGGUCCAGCCCUAUCACUAAAGGCUACGUCGGGGAAGAUGUGACGCGAUGCAGCGACGGCCUUUCGCGUCUUGCUGAGGCUGUACUAUGCGCUGCUUCGUCCGAAAUUUCCGUGAAACCGGAUUUGGAUCUUGAACAAUUCUGUGAACUGUUCAGCGGAGAGAACCUAUGCUUAGAAACGCUUGGCCUCCUAUACACGACUGCCGCUCGCUGUUAUCUCUGCGGCAUCGGUCGCGACGAAAAGGAGCACGCCGAGUUCAUCCGCGAGAUGAUCCGGUGUAGCAACUUGAGCCUACGGAUUGCUCGUGAGCUUUCUACGCAAACAAAUGAUAUCAUUAAUUGGUUAGCCUAUGAGAAUUUACAGCUUAUGAUGCUCAUUGAAGGGGAUGCAAGCUUGAGCGUUUGGCGUAGAUUUGGCGACCUUGUUACGGACGUCUUCGCCUUAGGUCUACAUCGCGAGGCGGUUUACUCAGUUAAAGCGGUACCAUUCUUCCUUUCCGAAUGUCGGCGGGGGAUCUUCGUAACUGCAUAUUAUAUUGACAAGGUCUUCGCGAUGGUCUUCAAUCGACCGCCCCGGAUACCCAUUCGGCAUGCAGACUGCAAGUUGCCGCUAGAUCUAUCUGAGGAUGAACUUUUUGCGACUUCGCCAGAGGUAUUAGAACGAGCAAGGGGUAGGUUAUCACCGGCUGGCUGGAGUACUGAUGGAAACUAUAAGACUAGAACAUGGGCUCGCAUACGUUAUAUCCUAGCUGGUUUUAGGGAAGAAAUGGUUGAAUACCAGUUUCGAUCGGUACAGUCCGUCGACGAAAUCUAUCUAAGGGGGAUCUUGAAUCGAUGUAACAAUGCCUGGAGCUCUCUUCCUAAGCAUCUUAUAUACAAUAGAGACUGCUGGAGGUCGAAUCUGCCGUCCGCUGUUUGUCUUAUGCUGGGGAAGGUAUACCUAGCAUAUCUUCACACCAUUUUCCAACUUCAUCGCCUCCUUCAACAAGGCAGCACAUCACACAAGCCGGAGUUGAUAGAAGUCUCGAAGAAUAUGCUCGAAACGGUAGUUCAAAUGACAAACGCUCAGAGCAGGUUCUUCCGCUACCCUCACAGCAUCCCUACGGUCAUCCUUUUUUAUGGUGUACCCAGUGCCGCCAUCUUAACCUCUGUACUGCUAGACGUUACCCGAAAUCCAUCAAGGGCUCUACCGCCCAGCAUAAGCGGCUCUGUCUUAAUACGAAAUCUUUCCGUGCUAGCAUCUCAUCUCGAAAGCGCGACCAGCCCUGGAGAAACAAACCACGAAUUCUGCAUGCAAGCUGCCAAUCUUAUUUCGCGUAAUUUGGAUCAGAUCUUAGGUGGUUUCAUUAUCUCAACCGUCACGACACCGCUAGAUCCCGCAGAAGAACUAGAUAAUGUUUCUGAUGUAUGGGCUCCUGGGACGAGCGAUCUCGAUGCUAUCAGCUUCGGUGGUUUUGAUAGUCUUGAUUUUGAGACUUGGGCGAUGGACAUUAAUUUAAAUGCAAUCAGUUCCGAAUGGAACAUUCAAUAG
Molecule: messenger RNA, 2058 nt
Organism: Daldinia vernicosa
Lineage: Eukaryota; Fungi; Ascomycota; Sordariomycetes; Xylariales; Hypoxylaceae
Exons: 4
Coding region: 1-2058 (685 amino acids)
Biological process (GO): DNA-templated transcription; regulation of DNA-templated transcription
Cellular component (GO): nucleus
Molecular function (GO): DNA binding; zinc ion binding; DNA-binding transcription factor activity, RNA polymerase II-specific
Source: RefSeq, a predicted model, not a curated record